GUUGUCUUCCUCCAGUACAUCUUGUCUGGAUCAGAUGACUUCAACCUUUACAUGUGGAGAAUCCCCAAGGAUCCUGAAGCAGGAGGCCCGGGUCGUGUGGUCAACGGAGCAUCCAUGGUCCUGAAAGGUCACCGUUCCAUCGUGAACCAAGUCCGGUUCAACCCCAGCACUUAUAUGAUCUGCUCCUCCGGGGUCGAGAAGGUCAUCAAGGCGUGGAGCCCCUACCAGCAGACGGAGAGUCUGGGAGACCUGGAUAGUCGUGUGGAGGAUAAGUCCAGGAGUCUGUACAGCCACGAGGAGUACAUCAACUUGGUCCUGAACAGCGGCAGCGGUCUGAGCCACGACUACGUCUCGCAGUCCAUCCAGGAGGAUCCUCGUAUGAUGGCCUUCUUUGACUCUCUGGUUCGCCGGGAGAUCGAGGGCUGGAGUUCGGACUCAGACAGUGACCUGAGUGAGGGGGCCAUCCUGCAGCUCCACGCCAGGGGACAACGCUCCACACGGGCUGUAGGAGACGGCGCCGGGGUCCUGGUUGGGAGUGGAGUCGCCACGCCUGUACCGCCCUCUGCUGCUGCUACCGCCGACUCAGACCACUCCUCUUCGUCCUCAUUAGCUGCCCCCGACGGGGCGGAGCAUCCUGAAGGGGUGGAGCCACUGCAGCCGAGGAGGCGUGGCAGCAGAUUUCAGCAGUCUGUGUUCUUAUUGGACCUGGUGGGAGAGGACUCUGACUCCAGUGGAUUCUGGCCAGACCCCAUGCCCCGGCCUCGCUCUCCCAGCCCCCGAGACAACUCCACCCUCUCCAGCCCCACCUCCUCCCCGGCCGGCGCCUCCUCUAGUUCCUCCUCUUCCACCUCCUCCACCAGCUCUGAGGACGAGGAGCAGAGGAGAGCCAGUAGGAGACAACGUACUGCAGCCCGGUGGCGCCGCAUGCACUUCCCCCGCCUGUCCAGUGGGGGGGCGCCCCGAGUCCGCCCAGGCCUUGUACCCCGGGGGGGGGUCGACUCCUGCUCCUACCCCAAGAUCUCAAUCGACGAGGCCUCAUCCUCCUCCGCGUCCUCCACGGAGCUUCAGCAGGACCAGGACUCGGUUCAGAUCGGACCCCACAGAAGUGGCUCUAAAACGGGGAGACGCAAGACGCACACCCUCCCUGGUUCUAGCCCUGCCGUGUCUCUGGACAGCCAGGACGACCGAGCGGAGCAGGAGGGGCUCCUCAUCGCCUCCCUUCUGUCUCAAGACGCCCUGCAGCAGAGGAACGAGUCCCGGGCAGGAAGGGUUGGGGAGAGGAGGGCUGCUUUAGAGAGAAUGGCCGAGGGCUUAGAUAGUCCUGAAGAGGCCGACGAGUCAGAUCAUAGUCACUGGAUCUCCCCUAGUUCCAGACACCACAGCCCUGGGCUGAACGGGCUGCAGCACCUUGACAUGACUGAGGUGCCGGUAGGCUGUAGGGGUCGCCUGGCUCCAGACCUAUUUGAAUCCUCAGACUCCGAGGAAGAGAGAGAGACCUUAGAGUUGAAAUCAGCAGGCACUAGGACCCUGGUGGAGGAGGAGGAGGCGGAGGAGGGGGGGUCGUCGUCGUCUCAGAGAGGCCAAGCCCAGGGUGCGCUGAAACGGACUCACCUUGGGUCAAGAGGUCAAGGGUCAGGGGAGGGGUCAGGGGGGUCGGAGACCUCAGAGAAGAAGUUCAAGACAUGAUGAUUGCACCUGAGGUGCCAGGUGAUCGUUUGGUUAAGAACCUGUUAUGUCUUAAAUGAU
Molecule: messenger RNA, 1746 nt
Organism: Oncorhynchus masou masou (cherry salmon)
Lineage: Eukaryota; Metazoa; Chordata; Actinopteri; Salmoniformes; Salmonidae
Product: DDB1- and CUL4-associated factor 5-like
Exons: 4
Cellular component (GO): cytoplasm; Cul4-RING E3 ubiquitin ligase complex
Molecular function (GO): protein binding
Source: RefSeq, a predicted model, not a curated record